Messenger RNA from Gadus macrocephalus (Pacific cod), 2661 nucleotides. It is a transcript of the gene nif3l1, whose product is annotated as NIF3 NGG1 interacting factor 3-like 1 (S. cerevisiae). Bases 1252 to 2511 code for a protein of 419 amino acids. The transcript has 7 exons. Gene Ontology annotation, cellular component: mitochondrion; cytoplasm. The record is from RefSeq and is a predicted model, not a curated record. Lineage: Eukaryota; Metazoa; Chordata; Actinopteri; Gadiformes; Gadidae.
CUCCAUAACUUAAUGUUAUAUUAGUGAAGGACAACAGUGCUCCAUAACUUAAUGUUAUAUUAGUGAAGGACAACAGUGCUCCAUAACUUAAUGUUUCAUAAUCUUUAAUCCCAGCGGCUACAGAUGGCCGCCAGCAGAUGGACUCAGAUUUCCCAAAAUAAUCAAAUCUCUGAUGUUUUCAGGUACAUAGCGUGACCAACACACAAACACACACACCCACACGGUUAUAUGACCAAACAGGCAUCACUUCAAGUAGAAAAUAGGAGUCUGAAGGAUCAAUUAGAAGGGAGAUUGCUGAGUAACCACGGUGACCCUAUAAUGCCUCACACAUCUGUCUCUCCACAGGGAGCCUGUCCAGCUGUUUUAUAAGUAAAUUGCGAUUACGUUUAUUGCGCGUUUGUGUGUGUGUGUGUGUGUGUGUGUGCGCGCUACCAGAGUGAUGUAAUGUUUUGUUUGGCCUAAAUUGGUCCUGAUCCUUUGACAUGAGUCCACUCCGCAUUAAUCCAAAUUAAUCUGAUUCACCUCUGUCUGUCUGUCUGACUGUCUGUCUGUCCGUCAGUCUAAAUCUAAAUUGAUCAAUGUAUCAAUUUAUCAUAGGUUUUUCACUUAGAAGCAUAUAACAUAUAGUUAUUACAAUUAACUGUAAACACAUUUAUAUGGUUAUAUAUUGAAUGAUUAUUGUUUAUGAAAAUGAAUGAUAAUUUUUUUGGUUUUAAGUAUUUCUCUCAUUUCAUAUGUUUAAUAUCCAGUGAUGUAAAGGCAUUCCAUACAUGAUAGAUUAGAAUGCCAAGAGUAUUUCAGCACUGGGACUUUUGACUAUACAUGCAUCGGCCCGCAUUACUGUUGCUUGGCAACAGCCCAGUCCCAGUUCAGUUUCAGAACUAUUUUUGUGAGCGAAAAACAUAAUUAAAUGAAUAAAUAAUAAUCCCUUGUCUCUUCAUUGAGUUCUGAGAGUGCUUUAAUACUAAAAAUAGUCAAGGCUGUGAUUAAAUUCCCCGUAUAACAAUUACAACCGUGCUGACCUCCAGAAUAACCUCAUUCGCUCUCGUGUGACAGCAUGGAAGUCGCAGUUGCUUAUUUUGCCCCCUGUCGUUUGCCGUCGUCUCGAAACGGUUGCGCGCGCAUCAUAAGGUGGCCGUCAGCAGCAUGUCUUCCAAAACAAAACAUAUUUAUUAUACUUCUUUUCAUUGCAUGAUUACUCAUGCAUGAGUUAAAUAUCUACCUGUGACAAUAUAUUCGGACUGCAAGGUUAUGUUCAUGUGGUCUCGGCAGAGGACAACUUCUACUUUCGUGGCGUUUCUGCGGAUCAGCAGAGCUCAGACCAGCAAGGAGAUUCUGUCACUCACCUGUCACUCUUCCUCCUCCUCCUCCUCUUCUCCCUCCUCCUGCCCCUCCAGCCUCCAUCGCUCCGUCCAUCAGCCUCUUUUCUCUCGCCUCCUCUCGACUCCCCCUUCCCCCACCCCUCUGAUGGAGCUAAAGAAGGUUCUAGAAGUGCUGGAGCAGUUCGCUCCCCUCUCAUUGGCCGAGCCAUGGGACAACGUGGGCCUACUGGUGGAACCCAGCCGGCCUCGACCAAUCAGCACCAUCCUGCUGACCAACGACCUCACCGAGGCCGUGAUGGACGAGGCCGAGGCCCUGACCUGUGACCUCAUUGUGUCGUACCACCCGCCGCUCUUCCAGCCAAUCAAACGACUGGUCCAGAGGGACUGGAAGCAGCGAUUGGCCGUGCGUGCGCUGGAGGGCGGGAUCGCCGUCUUCUCCCCCCACACCUCCUGGGACAGCGUCCGGGGCGGGGUCAAUGACUGGCUGGUGGCCGGGCUGGGUUGUGGCCAGGUGAGUGUUCUAAGCCAGGCCCUCGCUAGCGGCCCCUGCAGGUUCAAGCUGGAGUUCAAAGUGAGGAACGCAGAAGAACUUCAGCCAAUCGCAGAGCAGCUGAAGAAAGAGGACAGCAAGACCACACUGACCCACUCUGUCAAUAGCUGCGCGGCUGAAGGAUUAGUGGCUAGUGUACUCUGUAGCGACACAGCGCUGCCCUCUGCUGUCCAGACGCUGCUACAACACGGAGUCGCCAGCCAGGCACUUGCCAUACUAAAGACUGAGCAGCCUCCCCUCCCGGGUCACGGCCAGGGCCGACUCAUCGUCCUGGACCAGUCCGUAACCGUGGGCACGGCCGUGGAGAAGAUGAAGUCUCACCUGGGCAUGAAGCAUCUGAGACUAGCCCUGGGCUCUGGACACACACUGGAGUCCACAGUGAGCCGUGCUGCAGGGUGUGCUGGAUCCGGGGCGUCUGUUUUGAAGGGCGUCCGGGCGGACCUCUAUGUCACAGGGGAGAUGUCCCACCAUGAGGUCCUGGAUGCGGUUGCCAGUGGAGCCAGCGUCAUCCUCAGUGACCAUAGCAACAGCGAGCGUGGCUUCCUGGCCGUGGUCAAGGACAAGCUGGGCGCGCGCCUGCCGGACUCCGUUACCGUGGCGAUCUCCAAGGCGGACCGGGACCCCCUGGAGGUGGUCUGACCGUAGAUGGUUACCGUGGUGAUGAUGAUGGGACCAUGGCGACCAGGUUCUGCUGGUGGACAUCAAGACCACCUCAAGAAUAACAACAAUAUCAACAACAAUAAGAAGUCCUCCAUGUACAUGCUGUCAGAUAAUAAACGGUUGCUUAUC